This is a messenger RNA of Agrilus planipennis (emerald ash borer), 1365 nucleotides long. Its product is annotated as troponin T, skeletal muscle. Gene Ontology annotation, cellular component: troponin complex. Bases 1 to 1173 code for a protein of 390 amino acids. Gene Ontology annotation, biological process: muscle contraction. NCBI's taxonomy places the organism in Eukaryota, Metazoa, Arthropoda, Insecta, Coleoptera, Buprestidae. The transcript is spliced from 11 exons. The record is from RefSeq and is a predicted model, not a curated record.
AUGACUAUUGCGAGAUUGCUGCUGAGAAAAAAAGCCGCCGAAGAACUGAAAAAGGAACAAGAACGCAAGGCGGCUGAACGUAGACGUAUCAUUGAAGAACGUUGUGGCAAGCCCAAACCCCUCGAUGACGCUAAUGAAGAACUCCUUAAAAGUGUCGCCAGGUCAUAUCACGAAAGAAUCGUCAGAUUGGAAGAACAGAAGUUUGACCUGGAAUACGAGGUCAAAAGAAAAGAUUAUGAGAUUGCCGACUUGAACAGCCAAGUUAACGACCUAAGAGGCAAAUUUAUCAAACCAACCCUUAAAAAGGUAUCUAAAUAUGAAAACAAAUUUGCCAAAUUACAAAAGAAGGCAGCAGAAUUCAACUUCCGUAACCAACUCAAAGUAGUUAAAAAGAAAGAAUUCACCCUCGAAGAAGAAGACAAAGAGCCAAAGAAGUCGGAAAAAGCUGAGUGUGGAGGUCCACCCCAAAUACCAGCACCUUUACUUACACCUACUCCCAAUCUUAUGGAUGACUGGGGAAGCAGUGCUCAGCCACAACCGGUUGCAGCAAAUGACAAUGACGGCUGGGAUGAUGAUUGGGAUGAAGAUCCAUAUUCAGAAAUCCAAGGCAAUGCCCAUCAUCAGCAUGAACAACUUUAUUCGAAUGAAACAAACCACAAUUUAAAUCCCAGAGGUGAUGCUGAUAAUUUCAGUGAGGCCAGCUUUGGAGGAAUUGAUAAUAAAGGGAUAAAACGGAUAGGCACUGCAUACUUCGACAUUGGUAAAAUAUACGAGGAUCAACCAAAAUUGGACUGGGAACCCCUUGCUGACAAGCUUUACGUCUACAGAGGCAUUACAGGUGCUUUUCCUGACAUAUUUGCAAUCCACAGAGGGGCUCAACAGAAACGAAAAGAAUGCGAAAAAAUCAACAUGCCCCCAGGUCAAUUAAACGAAAUUGCCGACUUGAACAGCCAAGUUAACGACCUAAGAGGCAAAUUUAUCAAACCAACCCUUAAAAAGGUAUCUAAAUAUGAAAACAAAUUUGCCAAAUUACAAAAGAAGGCAGCAGAAUUCAACUUCCGUAACCAACUCAAAGUAGUUAAAAAGAAAGAAUUCACCCUCGAAGAAGAAGACAAAGAGAAGAAGCCGGAUUGGUCAAAGAAGGGAGAGAAGGUACAAGAAGCUGAAGCAUGAGCAUCUCCCUAGUGUCGUCUUUCGUCUUUUUAAAAUAUUGUUAUUACCUAAUUUAAGAGUACUUGUCUAUGUUUAUUUUUACAAUUAAAAAAUAAUGAAACAACUUAACUGAAAAGAUACAUAUAAUAUAUUGAAAAUAAAAUUACUGCACUUUAUACCCACAUGUGUUUGUUGAAGUCCUGUUUUGUCGAA